Populus trichocarpa (black cottonwood) is the source of this 3415-nucleotide messenger RNA. RefSeq lists its product as uncharacterized. Gene Ontology annotation, molecular function: Hsp90 protein binding; telomeric repeat DNA binding. Bases 80 to 3160 code for a protein of 1026 amino acids. Gene Ontology annotation, cellular component: cytosol. The record is from RefSeq and is a predicted model, not a curated record. Lineage: Eukaryota; Viridiplantae; Streptophyta; Magnoliopsida; Malpighiales; Salicaceae. Gene Ontology annotation, biological process: telomere maintenance via telomerase; protein stabilization. The transcript has 12 exons.
CUGAAUUAAUUUGAUAUUUCCAUUUCCACAGCGAGAAAGCAUCGAGCGAGAGAGAGCUUGCAAAAUUGCAGAAGUGAAGAUGGAAACGGAGGGAGAUGCAAAGAGAAGGAGAGAAGUGGAGAGCGGGAUUCUCGAGAAAGUUGGACAAAUUAUUUCAGAAAUAAAAUCUGCCAAACACGUAGACCAACUCAUUUGCUCUCUCCACUCUCUCGCUCUCCUUCUCUUCCCUCUAGAUUCAUCCCUCAUUUUACCUACUAUUGAUGAAAGUUUCAGAGAACAGAUUCGUAGUGCUAAAAUUCCUUCUGCAAACGAGAGGAGCGAGUGGUGGCAAACAUUUUACCGAGGCAGAGGAGCUGCGUUUCCGACAUUUGCUAGGGUUUUAUUACUUGAUGUUGUGUCCGACUGGUUAGCUUGUUUUCCGGUUUCGGCGAAAAAGCAUGUUUAUGAUGUUUUCUUUGUCAAUGGAUUCGCCACGGAGGUUGUUCAGACUUUAGUUCCUUACCUACAGUACAAGGGAAAUGGAAGUGUUGUUGAUGUUAACGCUGUUCAAUCCAAUACUGAAAGGUUACUUGUAUUGUGCUUGCUUGAAAAUGAUGGCGUGCUACAAAUUGCUAGAGAGUUCGGCAGUUCUCAACUUUAUGAGGAUUUUACAAUUGUACAGCUCCAACCAUUGGCGUCUAGGGUGGCUCAAAUUGUUGCAUCUAUUCCUGACAAAGCACAACCAAGAGCCCCAACUUCGCUUUCAUCACAUUCGUUCUUCAGGCAGAUCACCUUUCAGCUUCUCCAUGGAGCAGAAGAGAGGGAUAAGAAUCUAUUUGAUGAAGAAGCUACCCCACAUAAUUUUGAACUGGAUGGUAUACUGCUAUUUAUCGGGGAAACAUUUUCUCGUAUUUGUCGACGUGGGGCUUCAGAUGUGCUACUAGGAGAAUUAGUCUCUCAUGUUCUUGGACACAUCCGGAGCUUCUUAUCAUCAAGUAUUGAUUCAGUUAUGGCAGAUCUGCUUGAGUCAGAUGCUGGAUCUCAAUUUUGGUUAAAGAUAAUGGGAGCAAUUAAAGACCCCUAUGCUGUUGAAAGAAUCUCUGAGCAGCUCCUGCGUCAACUGUCAAUUGAACAUGCAACUGAUACUGAAGCUUACUGGAUUCUUUGGAUAUUGUUUAAUCGGAUCUUUAAUAACCAGCCAGCUGUCAGGUCCCUGUUUUUGGACAAAUUUUUACUAUGGAAAAUAUUUCCCUUCUGUUGCCUACGAUGGAUCAUUCAAUUUGCUGUUUUUGAAUGUCCACCUGUCUCUAAUUCACUUACUAAAGGGUGUGAAACCCGUGGUCUCGUAGACAUGAUGCAGCAUCUGAUGGCAGUAUGGUCUCGACGGGAGUUCGUGCAAUCAACCCCAAUGGAGCAGCAAGCUUAUGUAACUGCUGCUAUAGGUCUUUGCAUGGAGAGGAUUUCUAAAGAGGAGCUAGACAAUUCCAAGGAUUUGAUGCACUCAAUUCUUCAAGGAGUUAGCUUUAGACUAGAGAGCCCUACUUAUUUGAUUCGGAAAAUGGCUAGCAAUAUUGCUUUGGUGUUCUCUCAAGUAAUCGACCCCAAAAAUCCUCUAUACCUGGAUGAUAACUGCUUUGGAGAGACUUUUGACUGGGAGUUUGGAUUUACUAAACCUGAGAAAGAUACUCCGUCUAAUCAUAAUCACACAGAGAAGCACACUGAUGAAACAAAAAGAUUAUCCACCUCACAGACAGAAAAGGACCUGGACUAUUCUACAAAUCAAGGAAGGGGCAAGAGUGAGAAAGCUGAAAGUAAGAAAUUGUCUCAAUUUAAGCUGCUUGAUCCUGAUGAGAUUAUCGAUCUAGCUACUCUGAAUUAUGGAUCAGCCUCUGAUGAAGAUGAGGAUGAAGCUGCAAGUGAGAAUUCUGAUUCCUCCAGUGAUUCAUCUUUGCAGCCAUAUGAUUUGACAGAUGAUGACACAGACUUGAAGAGAAAACUUACACAGUUGGUUGAUGUAGUUGGAGCCCUACGUAAAUCUGAUGACGCUGAUGGGGUAGAGCGGGCUCUUGAUGUUGUUGAAAAGCUUGUGCGAGCAUCACCUGAUGAACUUACACACAUAGCGGGGGAUCUUGUUAGAACUCUUGUACAGGUUCGUUGCUCUGAUUUGGCUGUAGAAGGUGAGGAAGAAACAGCUGAAGAAAAAAGGCAGAGAGCCUUGGUUGCCUUGCUUGUCUCUUGUCCUUUCCAGUCUCUCGAAAGUCUAAACAAACUUCUAUAUUCACCAAAUGUAGACACAAGCCAACGCAUAAUGAUUCUUGAUGUAAUGACUGAAGCAGCUCAGGAGCUUGCAGAUUCUAAGACUAUGAAACCAACACAUCAAUCAAGGGCCCUCAUAUCAACUAUAUCAGAGAGCCAAGCUUGGUUCUUACCUAGCAGCAUGGGGCCUCUUGGAGCUGGUUUUUGGAGAGAGGUCUCAGAAACAGGAACCCUGCUGAACUAUUCUAAUCGGUAUGAGAGAGAACUUCCACUCAAACCAGGUCAGAUCAGAAAAGGGAAGAUUCGUAGAUGGAGUGUCAGAUCAGCAAACGCACCAGAAAAUCAGUCGGGAUGGACCCAAAAUAAAUUCCCUGUUUAUUCAGCAGCGUUUAUGCUUCCAGCGAUGGAGGGUUUUGAUAAGAAAAGGCAUGGUGUGGACUUACUUGGUAGAGAUUUUAUUGUCCUGGGGAAACUCAUCUACAUGCUUGGUGUUUGUAUGAGAUGUGUUUCCAUGCAUCCUGAAGCAUCUGCAUUGGCUCCUUCUCUUCUAGAUAUGUUAAGAUCCAGAGAGAUAUGCCAUCACAAAGAAGCUUAUGUCAGAAGAGCUGUCCUUUUUGCUGCUUCAAGCGUGUUGGUGUCACUUAAUCCAUCUUUUGUUGCAUCAACCCUAACCGAAGGAAAUCUUGAAGUUUCUAAGGGGCUUGAGUGGGUUCGCACUUGGGCCCUUGAUGUAGCUGAGUCGGAUACAGACAGAGAGUGCUAUACAAUGGCCGUGUCAUGCCUCCGAAUUCAUGCUGAGAUGGCCCUGCAAGCUUCCAGGGUACUAGAGUCCGCAGAAAGUACAUUGAAGCCAAGGAGCAUCGGUGUUUCUUCCAACCUAUCCAUGACGAAAAUCAAAAUCCCCUUCUCAAAUGUAGAAUACUAGAUCUUUGAUCUUUUUUAAUUAUACACCAUUUUUGUACAGUUUCUAGGUUGAUUAUAUGUUCUUUGUAAAGUCAUCACUCGUUUUUCGGAGUAGAAUUAGGACAUAGAUCAAUAACGAACACACACACGGUGUACUUGUCUAAUUUCUCCGAGGCAUUUUGUGAAAUCCCACGCCAACCAUGCUGGUUUUUUGAAACCAGGUAGCACAGAUUAGAGUAAUACAAAAAAAAACAAUCAUGUGGAGUUUGGUGUUCAA